AUGUGUAAACUAACUAGGAGAGGACGAAAAAGCGAGGUGUUUGAGGAAAAUGAGAAAUUGAAGAUAUUUUCAGUGUACGCUAUUGUUCGCAACAUUCCCAAAGCAUAUCAUGCCAGGAAUUUGCGCGAAUAUUUCUCAGAAUUCGUUGAGAAUGGAGAAUUCCGUUGCUUCCAUUAUCGACAUCGGCCGGAAAUACAGAUUCACAGCGAUGAGGCUGAACCGUCAACGUCAAAGGAUACGAAACGUUUUUGCUGUGUUGUUUCGUUCUCGGACGUUUCACAGCGGGCAGCUUUUAUUGCGCAGUAUCACAAAAAGUUUUGGACUGACAAAAAUGGCCAGGAAAUACCGCUGAAAUGUUUCAUUUUCCCUCUCAAACCCUAUGAGGUAAGUCUCGCGUAUUUGUUCAGAAUCGCUGUACUCCUCUUUGAGAAAAGUUAUAUUUUUUCGAUUUCCUCCGCAAAAAUUUGUCGGGGUUUGUUCUUUUUUUUAAUGUUUUUGAUCAGACCGCCUUCAGCAUGCGUUUUAAAAGAUUAA
Messenger RNA from Gongylonema pulchrum, 534 nucleotides. NCBI's taxonomy places the organism in Eukaryota, Metazoa, Nematoda, Chromadorea, Rhabditida, Gongylonematidae. The record is from the annotation of a GenBank genome assembly.